AUGAACAAGGAGAACUGCUCCUCAUUGCCAGCAUUCCUCCUCUUGGGAAUUACCAACAACCCUGAGGUGAAGAUGCUUCUGUUCACUAUGUUUGUUGUUGUCUACCUCACUAAUCUGCUGACAAAUCUAGGAAUGAUCAUUUUGAUCAGAAUGGACCCCCAGCUUCACACACCAAUGUACUUCUUCCUUAGCCACCUCUCUUUCUCUGACCUCUGCUAUUCAACUGCAGUUGGACCAAAGAUGCUGGUAGACCUUCUGUCCAAGGACACGACUAUUCCCUUUCUAGGCUGUGCUAUGCAGUUCUUCACUUUCUGUAUAUUUAUAGAUGCUGAGUGUGUGCUUCUGGCAGUGAUGGCCUUUGAUCGAUAUAAGGCCAUCAGCAACCCCUUACUGUAUUCAGUAGACAUGUCCAGCAGGGUAUGUUUCCAGUUAUUGACUGGUGUUUAUGCUGUGGCAUUAGCGGAUGCUUUGGUACAUACAACAUUGACAUUCCAUUUAUGUUUCUGUGGGUCUAACGAGAUUAAUCAUUUCUUCUGUGAUAUUCCUCCAGUCUUAGUGCUGUCUUGUUCAGAUACACAGGUCAAUGUGUUAGUCAUAUUCACCAUUUUUGGUUUCAUUGAACUGAGCACCAUUUCAGGAGUCCUGGUCUCCUAUUGUUACAUCAUCUCAUCAGUCUUGAAGAUCCGUUCUGCUUCUGGGAGAUUCAAAGCUUUCUCCACCUGCACAUCACACUUGACUGCAGUUGCAAUUUUCCAAGGGACUAUGCUUUUCAUGUAUUUCAGGCCAAGUUCUUCUUAUUCCCUAGAUCAAGAUAAAGUGACUUCCCUUUUUUAUACACUAGUAAUCCCCAUGCUGAACCCUCUAAUUUAUAGUUUGAGAAACAAAGAUGUGAAAGAGGCACUCCAAAGAGUGAAAAGUAAAAUGUGUUUAAAAUAA
Molecule: messenger RNA, 936 nt
Organism: Peromyscus maniculatus bairdii (prairie deer mouse)
Lineage: Eukaryota; Metazoa; Chordata; Mammalia; Rodentia; Cricetidae
Product: olfactory receptor 5W2-like
Biological process (GO): G protein-coupled receptor signaling pathway
Cellular component (GO): membrane
Molecular function (GO): G protein-coupled receptor activity; olfactory receptor activity
Source: RefSeq, a predicted model, not a curated record